Molecule: messenger RNA, 3092 nt
Organism: Alexandromys fortis (reed vole)
Lineage: Eukaryota; Metazoa; Chordata; Mammalia; Rodentia; Cricetidae
Product: zinc finger protein 431-like
Exons: 1
Biological process (GO): regulation of DNA-templated transcription
Cellular component (GO): nucleus
Source: RefSeq, a predicted model, not a curated record
AAUUCAGUGACCUAUGAGGAUGUUCACAUUGACUUCACUGAGGAUGAGUGGAUUUUGCUGAAUCCUUUCCAACAGAGUUUUUACAUAGAUGUGAUACUGGAGACAUACAGGAACCUCACCGCUCUUGGGUACUAUUGGGAAGACCAUAAUUUUGAAGAGUAUUGUCAAAGUGCUAGAAAACAUGGAAGGGAUGAGAGAAACCAUAUUGGACAAAAGCCCUCUGAAUAUCCUCAGUGUGAUAAAGCCUUUGCAUGUUACAGUCAUCUUCAAAGGCUUGAAAAAUUUCAUUCAGCAGAGAAGCCAUAUGAUGGCAUUCAAUAUGAUGAAGCCUUUGCAGGUACCAGUUCUCUCCAAUUACUUCAAAGUACACAUGCUGAAGAGAAUCUCUAUGAAAGUAAUCAAUGCAGUAAAGACUUUUCAUAUGUCAGAAGUCUUCAAGUUCACAGAAGACAACAUUCUGGAGAGAAAACUGAUGAAUGUAAUCAAUGUGAUAAAGCUUUUUCAAAAUGCUCUAAACUCCAAAUACAUGAAAGAACACAUACUAAAGAGAAACGCUACGAAUGUAAUGAAUGUGGUAAACUAUUUCCACAUCAGUCUAAUCUCCAAAUACAUAAAAGAACACAUACUGGAGAGAAACCCUACACAUGUAAUCAAUGUGGUAAAGCCUUUGCACAGAAAAGUCAAGUUCGAGUACAUCAGAGGAUACAUACUGGAGAGAAACCUUAUCAGUGUAAUGAAUGUGGUAAAGCCUUUUCACAGAACAGUAGUCUCCAAAUACAUCAAAGAACACAUACUGGAGAGAAACCCUACACAUGUCAUCAAUGUGGUAAAGCCUUUUCACAGAACAGUAAAGUUCGAGUACAUCAGAGGAUACAUACUGGAGAGAAACCUUAUCAGUGUAAUGAAUGUGGUAAAGCCUUUUCACAGAACAGUAGUCUCCAAAUACAUCAAAGAACACAUACUGGAGAGAAACCCUACACAUGUCAUCAAUGUGGUAAAGCCUUUUCACAGAACAGUAAAGUUCGAGUACAUCAGAGGAUACAUACUGGAGAGAAACCUUAUCAGUGUAAUGAAUGUGGUAAAGCCUUUUCACAGAACAGUAGUCUCCAAAUACAUCAAAGAACACAUACUGGAGAGAAACCCUACACAUGUCAUCAAUGUGGUAAAGCCUUUUCACAGAACAGUAAAGUUCGAUUACAUCAGAGGAUACAUACUGGAGAGAAACCUUAUCAGUGUAAUGAAUGUGGUAAAGCCUUUCCACAGAACAGUAGUCUCCAAAUACAUCAAAGAACACAUACUGGAGAGAAACCUUAUAAAUGUAAGCAAUGUGAUAAAGGUUUUGCGUAUCAUGGUGAACUUCAAAGACAUCAAAGAACACAUACUGGAGAGAAGCCCUUUGAAUGUAAGCAAUGUAAUAAAGCUUUUUCAGAGCGCUCUAAACUCCAAAGACACAAAAUAACACAUACUGGAGAGAAACCCUAUGAAUGUAAUCAAUGUGGUAAAGCCUUUUCAUAUACCAGUACUCUCAAACUUCACAAAAGAACACAUACUGGAGAGAAGCCAUAUGAAUGUAAUCAAUGUGAUAAGGCCUUUUCACAACUCCGUAGUCUAAAAACACAUAAAAGAACACAUACUGGAGAGAAACCUUAUGAAUGUACUCAGUGUAGUAAAGCCUUUGCAUGUUAUACAAGUGUACACAUCUAUCCAAGAACACAUGCUGAAUAGACACCCUACAAUUUUAGCCAAUGUGGUAGAGCCUUUGUAUGUGUCAUCAGGCUUUAAAAUCUUGAGAAUAAAAUCAUACUGCAAAGAAACUUUUUUUUUUUUCUUUUUUUGGUUUAUCGAGGUAGGGUUUCUCUCUGUAGCAUUGGAGUCUGUUCUGGAACUCACUCAUAGACAAGGCUGGCCUUUAACUCACAGAGAUUUGUCAGUCUCUGUCUCCCAAGUGCUGGAUUAAAGGGGUGUGCCACCCCAGUCCAGCCUGUCAAACACUUUAGGUGCAAUCAGUGUGGUAAAGUUUUCCUCUUCAUGGUAGUCUUUAUAUGAGAGUAAACUUUUAGUACAUAAGGAGUCUAUUACGGCCUUUGCAAAUCACAGUACUCUGAUGACAUGACAAGAUUCAUACUGAAGGGAAUGUGACUAUAAAUAUUUUGGAAAUAUCUUCAGGCAACACACAUUUACUUACAGAAGACUGGGAAGAAAACAAGUCUACAAGUGUCAAGUCUGUUCAACCAUUAUAAAGUCUCCAUUGUUAAUUGCAGAUGCAAAAUUAUAUGGACAAAAGUCCUGUGCAUUUAGUGAUAAGGUAACUUUUUGAUUUCUCACCUUUCUUCAUUUAUAUAAAUAAAUCUGGAGAAGUUAGCUUGAUUCGGGAAAUAACCAGGCUAGCUUUAAGAUAAACAAUUACAUUUCUACAUAUUAUGAGGGGAAACUCAAGCUACAAAAAGGGAAAGUCCAAGUUCUUCUGUUUCCCAUGGAAAUCACCCAGAGCUCAAGCACCUGGUCCAUCUCAGUUUUUCUUCUGGGUUCUAGGAGAGCACGCCUCAACUAUGUUCCACUUCUUAAAUAUGAUAGAUUAACCAAGCUUCCCCUAUCCCUUAUCCAGAUGUAAAAUUUUAUAGAUGUGUAUGAUGCCUCUUUUUUGUCUAUGAUAAAACAUAAUGUCUAAGUCAAUUAAUAUAAUAGUUUAUUGUGACUCUGAGUUCCACACCGUUAUAUGAUCACUUUGAAAAUUGUAAUAAGAAGUGUCAGACAUGACAGCUACAUUUGGAAGCUAAGAACUCACAUCCUCAGCCUGCAGCAUGAACCAGGUGUAGGAACUUGAAAUGGUGUGUGAAUGUAUACUCUCAGGAAAAAAAAAAUCAUGACUUAUUUCUUCCAGGAUGACAAUAUUUUCUAAACUUUCCCAAAUGAUGCCAUUAAUUGAGAAUGAUUAAUAUCCAUAACUUCAAGUCUACAUUCUUGCUCUCUAUUGCAUGAUCCAAAUCAUGAUUGAGAAAACCUCUGGAAGUAAGCCUUUAAAUGUUUCAAAACCUAGGUUACAGGAAUGAAUGCUUACAGGAGAAAAACAUUCUUGAAUAAAAAAAUGCUUA